Molecule: messenger RNA, 780 nt
Organism: Cheilinus undulatus (humphead wrasse)
Lineage: Eukaryota; Metazoa; Chordata; Actinopteri; Labriformes; Labridae
Gene: tomt
Product: transmembrane O-methyltransferase
Exons: 4
Coding region: 1-780 (259 amino acids)
Biological process (GO): developmental process; dopamine metabolic process; catecholamine catabolic process
Molecular function (GO): catechol O-methyltransferase activity
Source: RefSeq, a predicted model, not a curated record
AUGGUGUCUCCUGCUAUCGCUCUGGCCUUCGUCCCCCUCCUGCUGACGCUGAUCAUCAGGUACCGUUACUACUUUGUACUGUUCUACCGUGCGGUCCUGGUCAGGAUAUGGAAAGACUGUGUCACUGGUCUGAGCAGAGAGGAGCGAGCCUUCCAGUAUGUCCUCACUCAUGCCACCCCAGGAGACCCUGACAGUAUCCUGGAUGCCUUCGAUGUCUGGUGCAGCAGGGUGGAGUACAUCAGCAACAUUGGGCCUAAAAAAGGGAAGAUCCUGGACCGGCUGCUGAUGGAGCAGAGCCCUCUGACAGUGCUGGAACUGGGGGCCCACUGUGGGUACAGCACCAUACGGAUAGCCCGAGCUUUGCCCCUGGGUGCCAGGCUCUACAGUGUGGAGAUGGACCAGAGGAAUGCUGCCAUCGCUGAGAAAGUAAUACGCCUGGCAGGUUUUGACGAUGACACGGUUGAGCUCAUCGUAAAUCCAUCUGAUGAAGUCAUUCCUCGGCUGCGCUCUGACUAUGGUUUAGAAAAGCUAGAUUUUGUCUUCAUGGACCAUUGGAAGAAAUGCUAUGCCCCUGAUUUGCAGAUGCUUGAGGGUUCUGGCCUUCUAGGAAAAGGGACCAUGAUUGUGGCUGACAAUGUGCUGUUCCCUGGGGCUCCAAAGUUCUUGAGACACAUUCGUAAGAGUGGCCUGUAUGAAUGGAAGGUUCACAGGGCAACACUGGAGUACAGUAAGGGGAUCAGAGACGGGAUGGCUGAGCUGGUGUAUCUGGGGAUCAAGUAG